UUUUCCUUUUCAAAAACCUCGCCCUCUUUCCCUUCCCUUCCUUCCCCUGUUCAUCCUCCCCUGCGCCCUUGCCGUAUCGCGCCGCGCGACUCUCGCCAUUCAUCAAUGGUUCUCAUGGCGGCCGCCUCCGACGACCAUCGCCAUCACCACCGCCACCGCCGCCAUCGUGCGGUGAUGCGCUCGCCGACUCCGCCCUCGCCCCCGCCCGAGUCUCCGUCCCCGGCCCCCCUCGAUUGCUUCUCCUUCACCUGGGGCGUGCGCCGCCGCCUCCGCUGCUCCACGGACGGCGCCCCCGUCAUCGCGACCGCGUUGCCGUCUCCUCCCCAGCACCCGACCACCCCGUCGCCGGACAAGGAGAAGCCGCCCCAGGGCGACGCCGCCGGCUCCUCCUCCCGGCCGCAGCGGUCCCGGUACCUCCGCCCGCUCCGCUACCCUGCAACGCAUCCGGCGUCCAGACCAUCGGACGCUGGCGCGGGGCAGGCGCUCCACUCGCCCGCCUCCGCGCCCCCGCCGCCGCUGACGAAGCCGCUGCAGCCGAGGAAGAGGGGAUUCGCCGUCGCGCUCACCAAACAGGAGAUCGCCCGGGACUUCGCCGCCGUCCGCUACAAGCGCCCGGCGCGCCGCGGUAAGAAGCGCCCCAAGUCCGAGCAGGCCAAGAUCGAUGCGCUGUGCCCGGGAUUGUUCCUCUCGACAGUGGACCUGGACAGCUACAAGAUCGAUGAUAAUAAUAGGUGAUUCAUGGCUGCCGUGAUGAAGCUGCAGACGAGAGCAACUUCUCAUUGCUCCCAUCUCGUUCUUCCUAUGAUGGCUAACAUGCCCUGAUGCCCAUCACUGAUUAGUGUUGGUUCUUCUGAGUUAGAGGACAGCAAAUUGGGUCUAGCUAGCUAGGUUCCUUGAGUAGUUUUGUACACAGAUCUUUCUUUUAGAAGAGUUGCCGGAAUGAUGGGAAAGUUCAUGUUUCAGGGUGCUAGCUAUGUCUUCUAUAGGAAGUGAUAACAUUCAUAGGCAAUGGGGAGCAGCCAUGUUUUGUACGGAGUACAUGUUUAAAUUAUCAAAUACUAUUGGACAUGGCUAAUUGGAAGUGAAAGUAAUAGGUGCUUCAUAUUUGUGAUUAA
Molecule: messenger RNA, 1115 nt
Organism: Hordeum vulgare subsp. vulgare (domesticated barley)
Lineage: Eukaryota; Viridiplantae; Streptophyta; Magnoliopsida; Poales; Poaceae
Product: proline-rich protein 2-like
Exons: 3
Coding region: 106-735 (209 amino acids)
Source: RefSeq, a predicted model, not a curated record